UGAAAUGCCAUCAACAUCUGGCGCUCGCCGACCAUCUGACCGGAAACCGAUAUCUCACUCCUCAACAUCCCGCUCGGAACCUAAGAAGAAAGUGGACAACAAAGAAAACGUGGAAACUCAAAGCGAAUCGGUACUGGAGGAGCAGUAUGUUGUCGAAUCAGUCGUCGGCAAAAAAGUUACCAAAAAAGGUAAAGUCCAGUACUUGCUGAAGUGGAAAAACUGGCCCCAUUCUGCUAAUACCUGGGAGCCUGCUGAGAACCUGGACUGUCCUGAACUACUGGCGGCAUAUGAAAAAGAGGAAUUGACAAGAGUGAAGGACGAGGAUAAGCCGUCUACAUCUCAAUCUAAACCAUCAACACAAGCACAAUCAGAUUCCAAUAAGACUAAGGUUCAACCUGCAAAGAAAUCGAGUUCAAAAGAAAAAGCUAAAGACCAUUUUCAAGUUCCUGCUACUUACGGGUUCGCCCGAGGUUUGGAUCCAGAAGAAAUUCAUGGUGCUAGUGAUGCAGGAGGAGAACUGAAGUUCCUCAUGAAGUGGAAGGGGCAGAACGAUCCGGAUAUUGUACUGGCUAAAGAAGCCAACAUUAAGUGUCCUCAAGUUGUCAUCAAGUUCUACGAGUCUAUGCUGACUUGGACACCUAAUGAAUGAAAUCGAAAGUAUGCAUUCACCUUGUUCCCAUGGUUGAGAUCUUUAGAUAGGUAGACGGUGAUUUAGAGAUUUGACUAGAUGAUUUUUGUGCUCAUACGGUGAGAAAUUUUGAGAUGAGAUAGAUUUAUUUUUGAUUGUUAAGUGAAAUUUGUUUUGCUUAUUUGAUAGUAUGUGCCGUGUAUUUAUUUGUUUCAUUGACAAGCUGUUUUUGAGGCAUUCCACUCUAUCAAGGCACUUUAAUUGUAGUCUAUUCUUGUAAUUGUUUAUUUAUGCAGUAUUUUUGAAUUGUGAUUCAUUGUUAAAAUUGGAUCGUUUUAAGAAAAUGUCUCGAUA
Molecule: messenger RNA, 982 nt
Organism: Symsagittifera roscoffensis
Lineage: Eukaryota; Metazoa; Xenacoelomorpha; Acoela; Convolutidae
Product: chromobox protein homolog 1-like
Exons: 2
Coding region: 5-649 (214 amino acids)
Biological process (GO): chromatin organization; negative regulation of transcription by RNA polymerase II
Cellular component (GO): pericentric heterochromatin; nucleus
Molecular function (GO): chromatin binding
Source: RefSeq, a predicted model, not a curated record